Messenger RNA from Bactrocera dorsalis (oriental fruit fly), 21508 nucleotides. RefSeq lists its product as uncharacterized. NCBI's taxonomy places the organism in Eukaryota, Metazoa, Arthropoda, Insecta, Diptera, Tephritidae. The transcript has 2 exons. The record is from RefSeq and is a predicted model, not a curated record. Gene Ontology annotation, biological process: DNA integration. Bases 16676 to 18718 code for a protein of 680 amino acids. Gene Ontology annotation, molecular function: nucleic acid binding.
UAAAAUAAUUAUUAAUAUAAUGAAACAAUAAAUGUAAGCAGAUGGAUUAGAUAUGAAUAUAUGUACAUAUAUCUAGGAAUGCAUAUACAUACAUACAUAUACUUAUAAGUAAAGGAAUAUGCAAUAUAUUUGAAGAAAGAAUUUUGAGUGUAAAUACGCUAAUAUAUUAAGGACUUGUUUUAUUUUAUGAAAGUAUUUGAUUAAUCAUGGAGAACUGUGUUGAGAACAAAUUAAGAUAUGUUUUUUUCAAUUAUGUUCGAAAUUUAUGCGGCAUUAGAAAACGUUACAAAAGUGAAGUAAUUAACCUGAUUUCUAUUCCGCUAAAACGCCGUUAUAAAAUAAUAACCCUUAAAUUUUAUUUUGACAUUCAGUACUUUUAUUAUGAACGGAAUUUUCAUAUCAGCGAUUCUAUGACGUAAAUUAUUUCUAGGUAAAUGAAAGGCAACAUAUAUGUAGUUUUAGUGUUAAGUGAAUAAUUUAGCUUUUUUUUAAAUAGUUAGGGAAUGUUUAGUAUCGCGCCGGUAAAGUAUCGUUUAUGGAGAAAAACAGAGGGGGUAUGUUCGGAUACAAAAGGGUCGCCAGAUUAUGAUAUACAUAUGUAUAUACAUACACUGGACCAACAAAGUUUACACACACAUACGUUUAUUUGUUAUAAAAUGAAUACAUUUUUUGGUUUUUUUCUAUCCAUUUCAAAAGGUGUAUAUUUAACAUUAAAUUUAGCAUAUCAAAAUAUUUUUUUGGGAAAUGUUUAGUAUCGCGCCGGUUUAGUAUCGUUUAUGGAGAAAAACAGGGGAGGGCUACCCCCCCCUCACGCACCCUUAUUGGAAAGAGGAAGGAUCGAACUUUUAAAUAAACACUCCCUCGACCCCCUAGAGCCCCUAUAGACCUGUAGAGAGCCCUUUGAAAAUGACCAAAAAUCAGUGUUUUUGCUCAUUUUUCCAUACAAACUGAAAUUAAUGCAACCCACCCAAAAAUGUUUUUGUAUGGACAAGAAAUCAAAAUAAAGAAAACCAAAAUGUUUCAGUGCAAUGUAUAUACAUAUUUAAUUGCAUCUAUUAAUGAUACAAAGGGAUCUGGGGUGAUCGAAGUACUUUCGUGUAGUACUCCUUUCUGCGUUGGCGGCCUUCGGCCGCGCUUCAAAAAAAAAUAAUCCCUGGUCGGUCCAACACUGGGGUGUAUCAAUUUUUUUCGCAUAGAACUCCUUUUUGCGUGGGCGGCCUUCGGCCGCCUUUAAAAAAAUAACUCUGGUCGGUCCAGCACUGGGGUGUAUCAAUUUUUUUUCGCAUAGAACUCUUUUUUUGCUGUGGGCGGCCUUCCGCCGCGCCUUAAAAAAAUAACCCUGGCCGGUCCAACACCGGCUACGCCAUCCACAGUAUUUUAGCACUGAACACCUUUUCACGUUCACUUCACACAUUUGUUGCUAACUGGGUUUAAUUUAUUCCCUUUUGUUCGAGCUUUCUCGGCAAUUUGACAGUUCAAAUUAGGCAGUCAUUUUGGUUUUUCGCAUUAUUGAAAUUAAUGCAGAAAAAGGUGUAUUUUAUUUAAAGAUUUACAAAGAAAUGAACAAUCAAAAGCAAUUAAAAACCAUACUAGUGGUUUUUAUAAUUCAUAAGUAAUAUAUGUGCGAGAAAAUGUAUCCAUAAUUGGUUUGGUACAAUGCACAACAGAUGAAAAUACACUUGCUUAUAUUGAGAUAUUUGCAAAAAAUAGCAUUUUUUAAAGUGAAUUUUUGGAAAAAUUUGUGAACCGAUUUUUAUAAAAUAUGUUUUAAAAUAAAGUUCAAUAAUUUAAGUAUACAUGCGUGUUUAAAAUUUUCAAUAUGGUUCUCUCGUUUAGGUACAGUGAGAAAAAAUUAACCGGCGCGAUACUAAACCCAACCCUUUUUUUUACACAAAUAAAAAAAAAUAAUGCUAAAGUUAAAAAUGGGCAUAAUUUAUAUCAAAAAAGUUUACGUACAUCAAUGAUUAUUUAUAUAAAUCAAAAGUAAUUACAAUAGUUUUAUCGGUUUUUGGCCUACAUAUUGUUGUAAUUAUUGUCCCUAGAGGUCGACGCAUGCUCCCCUCUCGAUUUCUAUUAUUAUUUCCGGAUAUUUUGACCCACUAAGUCCAUGGCCCAGUUUUUUGGCCUUUUUGUGAUGAAAUUCGAUGUUUUCGAAUACGGUUUUCCAAAAAGCUUCAGAUAUUUUGGAUAGAAUUAAUGUUUAGUGAUGGAGUAAUUUUUAAUUCCAUAACAAUACUGCACGUACAAGAUGCGACGGGUGUUUUAAGCACACUUAAAAUGUAAAUUUUUUCUUAUUUUCUUAUUCCAUUUUAAGAAAAAAAGGAUAACAUUUAGAAUAGCAUCCCCGGAUUUCGGGGAUAAAUUUGGUAUCACUGCAAAUGUGACGUUCUCCAGAUCACGAAUAUAUAUAUAUAUAUUAACCUAUAUAUACAGUCAUGGACACAUAAAUAGCACACAUCUGAAUCCCAUAUUAAUUCUAAUUUUUUUUAAUCCUAAAGUAGCUGAACAAUAAAAAUUUGGUAUGUAUCUACUUGUCACUGUUAUGAGGCUCAUUUCCCUGCAUAAAAAUACUGUUUAUUUUCUAUUAAAUUUUGUACGCGACAAUUUUAUUGCGUAUAGUGUUGAUUUGAGGUGGACACAUACAGCUGCGAGCAUUGAAAUAGUAGUGGGUGUUAGAGCUUUACAUAUCUGUGAGUUAUGUAACAUGCCAAACAAUUUUAACAUCCAUUGAAAUGCGAAAGUGGAUCAUAUUUACCAGGCUAUGUUUACCACUAAAAAUAUUUAGAUUUGAAUAUGUACAAGAUAUGUUUAUUUACAAAGAUGUAUUUAUGUAUGAAAAUUUUGGGGAGCAGUAAAAUAGUAGUAAAGUACUAAAAAAUUUUUUUAAAAAAUACUGAAGGAUUUUUGCAAGUUUCGUCUAUAGGAGAUCUUAGUACUUGGUAGCGUGGCCAUGAUUUUUGAUAACAGCAAUACAUCGCUUCUUCAGAGAAUCUACGAGACUGUGGCAUCUUUUCAGUGGUAUGCUCUGCCAUGAUUGCUGCACUACGGUCCACAAUUCGUUGUUGUUUUUGUGUUUAUCCUUCCACACGGCUUUCUUGACAUCUGCCCAACGGUUUUCAAUAGGAUUGAGGCCAGGGGAUUGAGCUGGCCUAUCCAUGACCUCAACUCCAUUGACCCGAAACCACUAUUUUGCCACCCUACUGGUGUGCUUCGGACCAUUAUCCUGCUGAAAUAUCCUUUUCAGCGGCAUGUCUUCUUCAGCAAAUAGUAUCAUAAUAUGCUGCAUUAUAUCCACUAUGUGUAUCGGAUAUUAUGCCAGUAAUCUUGUAAAUUGGGACUACACAAAAAAAUUUGGCCUGUAAGAUAAACAGCCCAAACCAUGAUAUUCAAACCGCCAUGCUUCAAAGUUUUUGUGCUGAAUCUGGGGUCGUACUCUGUAUUAGGGGAGCGUCUUAGACACUGACAGGACCCUUUACCGCCGUAUAGAACAACUUUCGACACGUCUGUCCACAAGAUGCUGCGCCAUUUCUCAAUCGGCCAAUUCAGGUGUCCUUUGGCGAAUUUAAGACGUCUUGCUACAUGAUUUUUUUUUUAAUAACGGUACUUUUCGAGGACUGCGGACAUAUAAAUUAUGUUCAUGUAGAAGUCUUCUCACUGUAUGAACACCGCAGGCCAGGUUAAGUUCAUUCCGAAUCUCCAUAGCUGACAUUCUAGGUCGAGUCUUGGCACAUCUUACAACUAUUCGUGUAAAAUUCUCAGAAAGAAUCCGUCUUGCGCCACUUUUUUUGUAUUUUAUUUAUAAAUAAUGGCAUUGCGAAUCGUUGUGGCUUAACACCCUACAAGUCUUUCCACUCCCUUGUAGGAUUUACCGUUUUUUAUGACAGAUUGAAUCCAUUCUCGUUUUUCUUCACUACAGGGCUUCCCCCGGCCCAAUAAAAGGGACAAAGUCAUAUUUGUUUUGGUUUUUGCAUUGAAUAAUAUAUAAAAGAUUAGGAAACUUACUUUUUGUGUGAUAAAAUUAAAAUUUUUUUAGUAAAAAUGAUCUGUUUGUAAUCAGCUCACCGUUCACUACUAUUCUAUUGCUCGCUCAUAAAAACAGAUAUCCCAAUAAAAUUGGCUCUAAAAAAGUAACGGUAAGUGUUGCACACUUAUUGUUGUGAAUAACAGGACCGUUAUACUUCAGAGAAUAUAACUAAAAUAAUGAUCGAAGACAAUAUCAUAAAAUAAACAAAAUUUAAAGCAAAACUCUCUUGGCCAAUAGGCACUACUAUUUCAAUGCUCGCAACUGUAUAUAGCACAUUUUUAAGUUCGUAUUUUUGUUUUAAUUUUGUGUGAAGUUCUCGCAUAUUUUUAAUUUAAUUCUGCGGGGAAACUUUAGUAUACGAUCCCACGAUUUCAGGGUUAAAAGUGGUAUGGUUGGAUAGAGCAGAUGCUCCAGAUUAAGAAAAUAUAUAAUUGUUGCCGCCGCAAAUGUGUAAUUAUGGCAAUACUUAUUAUCGGUCAACACGGAAUACUUUUGUUAUUGUGCAUGAAAUGAAAAUUGUGUAAAACAUAAAAUGCUUAUUUUAAGCAAAUAACUAAAUAAUUACUGGAAAAAAAUAUGUAGAAACAAUGUAAUGAAGUAUAAGUGCAUAAAAAGUGCAUAAUAUGAAUUAAAUAAUUACUAGCAAUCGAGAAAUUGCAAGAUAAAAUUUGCAAAAUUUUCAACUUUAAAUGCAAAUAUCUCGAAAACUAUAAGUUUGCGGCGGCAACAAUUACAUAUUUUCUUAAUCUGGAGCAUCGGCUCUAUCCAACCAUACCACUUUUAACCCUAAAAUCGUGGGAUCGUAUACUAAAGCCGACCCAAUUCUGCGAAUAUAUAAUUAUUUCAUCGAUAUUUCGUUAAAAUGAGAAGGAAAAAAACAUUCUAUGUCGGCAAAGGGAGUCCUUAAAUCCAAUAUGAGCAAAAAAGGAAAACAUCCUGCCAAAAUUGCUAAUAUAAUGCAUUGCUCUCCAAAAAUGUUAUAAAAGGCUCUUUAUGAAACAAAACAGAUCCACCUUGUGUCAAUAAAAAAAUACCAAGGAAUACCAGGACCACGUAAAACCGAUAUUAGUGUUGACAAAUACAUAGGGGAAUGUUUAAUUUAGUAUCCCAUUUUGAAGAGGUUUUGCGCAAAGGGGGAGGGGGCUGGGGGCUUGCUACCCCCCUCAUUUGAAAGGUAAUGAAUGGAGCUUUUGAAUAAUAGCACCCUUCCCCCCCUAGAACCACGGGGGGCUCUAGGGCAGCCUCCUGAAAAUGGUGUAAAAUCGUAGUUUUUCCAUACAAUUUUCUCUAAUUAUUAUAAAGUUUAUGUAUUUUUACGCAUAGAGUGACUCUAUGUUUAUUAUUUUUAUUAUUUCAAUGAAUUAAAGUGGGAAUCCACUUUAUUUAAAUAAUAAAAACACUGAAAAUUAAAAAUUUUAUAUGCAUCGGUAAUAAUGCAUACAAAUAGUUGAAGUACCAAGAUAACCCAACCAACCAUUUAUACAAGACCCCCUAAAUAAUAAAAUUAGGUUUUCAUCGCGCGAUCUUUUUUUUCAAAUUUUGAAUAUAUUUUCAGCAUAAUAUACUACAUUGAAACAAGCGCCGCAGGCGAAAAUUUGGAAUAAAAAAUCGCGCGAUUUUCAUUAUAUUUUCAGUAUAAUAUAUUACAUACAUUGAAACAAGCGCCGCAGUAUAUAAGACCUACCAUUUUGAUUCGUUGGGUUAUUACUAUCUUCCUUUUGUGCUUAUUUUCUUCGUCGUUUGACAGUUCAUAUUCAGUAAUUUUGCUUACAUUUCAAGGAAGAAUAUAACACGUAAUUGAAAGCUGUUUUAUUUAUUAAAUUGUACAUAAAAUUGCAACUUAAAAUCCAUAAUUUAUCAUUAAUUCAAUUAAAUAUAUUUCAAAGAAUGUGUGUGUGUUAAAUUGGUUAAAUUUUUUGCAAGCAGUGCAACAAAAACGUCAAAAGAAGAGAGCCAUUGUUUGAGCAAAUGUGAAAAUAUGCGUUUUUUGCUUAUUUAUAUCUAAAAAAACAAAUUAACAUUUAACAAUAAAUUUACAUUUAAACCAAAGUUUAAUUCAUUGGCUAUCUGUGCUAUAUAAAUUUAAAAAUAUUCGUGCACGCAUUUAAGAGGAAUAAUCAGUGAAAAUGAGAUACUAAACUAAACCCAACCCAAUACAUAGUACGGAAGAGCAAAGCGGAUCCUUUUAAUUCAACCAGAGAAAUUAUGAUCGAAGUUAAUGACGAAUAUGGUGUGGACGUGUCCAGAAAGCUUGUAGGAAGACGACUCAACUUAUCUCAACUUUUUGGACAUAUUACCAGCAAGAAAUCACUCCUGUCAAAACGCCACAUCAAAAUCUACUGGCAUUUGGAAAGGCCCACAGAGACAAACCAGCACAAUUUUGGAAGAACGUGUUUUUGAGCGACAAAACCAAGAUAAGUAGGAAGGUUCCAGUUGAAAAAUCAUUUUAACGUCGUCCACAAGGUCAAUCCCUUAAACCUAGGUAUACCAAAAAAACCAUUAAGAACGGCGGUGGAAGUAUCAUGGUCUGGAGCGUGUUUUCAUGGCAUGGCAUCGUGCCAAUUGUUCGAAUAAAUGGUAAAAUGGACCAGUUUUAGUAUUUGGAUAUACUGAAAAAUAAAAUGUAUUUUAACCCAUGACCAUAAACUGGACAUUUAUGCAAGACAAUGAUCCGAAACACACCGCAAAGGUAGUAAAGUAUGGUCUCGGCAAUAAAAAAUUUAAAAUUUAUGAGUGGCUUGCGCAAAACCCAAACCUGAAACCAAUAGAAAAUUUAUGAAUUGAUAUAAAGUUCAAAAUAGCAAGCAAAAAAUUCAAAAAUUUUGAUAAUUUAUGGGCUGGAAUUGAGGAGCCUUGGUAUUCAAUCCCAAAGGAACGAUAUAAAGAACUGGUGGACAGCAUGCAGAAAAGAUGUGAGCGGAUGCUUAAAAAUGAUGGAUAUAGUACAAAAUACUAACGAAAUGAACACUAUUUUGCAAUUUUUUAAUAAUUUUUAUAAGUUGUUGUACCUUUUUUUAAACCCCUUUUCAGAUUGUGCUACUUAUGUGUCCAAGCUGUCAUAUAUAAUAUUGAUGUUUUCGUCUUUUUUUGGCGAUAAUAAAAUAUUUAUUGUUUCAGUGUUAUAGUUAUAUUAAAGUGAAUAGUUUUUAAAAUAAAACGCAUUCCUCUUUAAAUGCGUAAGUGAUAAACCUAAGGAAUAAAUAAAUGUUUUCUUAUUUGAUGACCAAGUGUGCUAUUUAUGUGUCCAUGGCUGUAUAUAUAUGUAUAUAUAUGGGAAAAUAUACCCCUCCCUAGAUGCCGUACCCUUGUAGACUCCAUGCAGUCCAGAUGUGCCGAAGUAAUAAAAAAUCGUGGGGGGGCAACUUCAUAUUAAAUGUAAGGCCAUUUGUAUGCAUUUCAAAACAACAAACGUGUGUUCUUAUAAUUUUUCAUGCUUUGUUCUUAUUUUUUCGAACAGGCUGUUUAAUACCCAAUGCAACAAAAUUUGCAGUACAAAAAAGUUAGUGCGUAUUUGAUGACCAGAUUUUCAAUUUUUUUAAUACUCACAAUAUGUAUAUAUCUUUUAAGAACAAAAGGUUCAAUAAAAUAUUACUGAGAAAAUUUUAUUCAAUGAUUCCGAUAUUCACUUUGGGCACAAUUCCGAUAUCUUUGGCGCCGCGAUUUGAAGGUACCGUUGGAAAGAGGAAGUCCUCCUGAUUAAAAAACAUACAGAGUUAUAGGGUCCGCAAACGCUUAGUUUAGGAGAUAUUCGGCCUUAAAGUUCGAAAAUAAAAGUAUACAGUACAGUACGAAAACUCAAAUUUUCUUUCAAUAUGAGUGUAUGAUAACCGAAAAAUAUGACCACUUCAUACCCAAAACUCAUAUUUUAAAUAUAAUAAUAUAUAUAUUGUCGCCUAAAUUAACGAAAACUUAAAUUUAGAGUGCAUGAUAACCAUAAAUUAUAACCACUUUGAUUAAAAUGUAUAUUAGAUAUAUUGGAGACCACUCACCACUACGUUAAAUUAAAUAAAAAUAUUCGUUUUAAUUUGUAUACAUUUGAUUUUUCAACAAGUUUAUUUAAAUUUAAAUUUAUUGAUUUUAUUGUAUAAACUCAUUAAAUAUGAUGUCGACGGGCGAGGCGGCGAUACUCUAAUUCCGGGAACGAUUUGUCACUCCUUCAGAUCGAUUUUACACGGAUCGUGGUUGAAUUUGGUAACUGCAGGAGAUUAGCGUUAGGUGUCGACGUGGCGAACUGUAUAUGCCAAAAUUGAUGUCGGAGAAAGCUGAUGCGCGGAUUGUAUGCGGACAUGCGACGAGUGUCUGACGAAUUGAGCCUGCUUUCCCUUUGCCCAUCAUUUUUGUUAAGUGGGUUUGCUGGUGUGGUGAGUUAUGCUGUAGUGUCAUCAGCUAUGGUGAAUGGCGAUGUAGCAUUAGGAUGCGCCAGUUUUACCGAUUAGAAGGGGCGGAUGCUUAACUCAUUUAAACACACUUUAUAACAAAAAGUCUUUAUUUUUUUUAUUUUCAACAUAGAAAGGGGUACUACGCGAAAGUACUUCAGUCACCCCGGGUAUUCGCUCGGCCAGGGUUAUUUUUUUAGAGCGCGGCCGAAGGACGCCAACACAGAAAGGGGUACUACGCGAAAGUACUUCAGUCACCCCGGGUAUUCGUUCGGCCAGGGCUAUUUUUUUUAGAGCGCGGCCGAAGGCCGCCAACGCAGAAAGGAGUACUUGGCGAAAGUACUUCAGUCACCCCGGGUAUUCGCUCGUAAUAUUAUAAUAUUAUCACACGAUUUUACUUAUCUGUGUUUAUUAAAUAUAAAUCACAUAUUAUUCAUAUAUGUAUGUAUGUAUAUGGGCAUUUCCAACGGUCGCGAACCGUACGUUCGCACGCAUUUAUAGUUCAAAAAACAAGGAAAAAUAAAUUUGUCUUAAUUUUUUUUUAUGUUUCGAUAGCAUAUUGCUAGGUCUUUCGUUGGUGCAAAAGGUAGGAUCUUUCGAUUUUUAUUUUUUAAUAUAUUAGCGACAAACAUGUGGUCGCGAACGUACGAAUAAUGGAAGUUGCUUUUGGGUGCAACUAGAAAAACGCAAAAAAUAGCGAAAUGGAGCAAAAUAUUCUAAAAGGAUUAAUUUAUAUUAAAUUGGAAUAAAGUAACUUCCUCCUAACUAAUUGCACGCUGAAAUUUUUCCAUUGGUUUUUUAUUUAUAAGGUUAAGUACCGGUCGCGAACGUACGGGUCGCGAACGUACGAUUUUUCCAUCAAGUUUUUAAUUGGAUUUUGGAAACCUUUUCAUAAAUAAAGCAAACUGAUACCUGCAAUAUUCGGUAUAUCCUUCCAUUUUCGAUAUAAAGUUGGAGAUAUCUCGGAAAUUGUAUCAGCUCCAAUAUAUAAAAUUUUAAUUCCAGUAAUGUGCUCUUGUGCACAAUUGUGAAAAGAGAAUGCAUCGUUUAAAACGACAUUUUUUGUUCUCGUAAUUUGCCAGAUUUUUCUUUUCACAACUGCUCCAACGCCAUCGACUGCACCUUUACCAUGUGACUUUGCAAAAUAGUUCCACUCAAGUUUUUUACAACCAAAUUCGGCCAGUAAAUCAGGUAAACUCCAAGCAAUAAACUUAUCACUAAUACUGCAAACGACUUAGUUUCAUUAAACAACUUGCUUAUAGUUGGAAUAUGCGCUUUGAAUUUCAUUUUGGCACACCAGCCUAUAAUUUUCCGCAAAAUCUAUUUGUAGGACAAGUAUCCCAGGCGUGAUAUUUUUCCUUACGUUUUCAAAAUAAUUUUGUUGUGCUCGCUUUUCAAUGAAAUUUUGCUUGAAAAUUGGCAGUUGAACUUGUAGUUCAUGGAGCAAGUCCGUUAACGCAGCAACAGUGCAAGUCAAAAUUACACGAUCGUCCACUUUCCUCCAGUACUGCCAUUUAACAUUUGCGUCCAUUUUUGACAAGUAUUUUAGCGGCACAAUAUCUUUUACAUCUUUUGUACACAAUUUUCAUUUUCGAUAUUGCAACAAACUAAUUUUAAGAAACUUUCGAAGCCUUCGGAAAAACAUUCAAUAACUAUCGCACAGCCAAUUAACAAGAAACUGAAAUUGGCGUGACGCAUGUAUACACACAUGUUGUAUGGCAUUUUGCUCGAAAGUUGAACAUUUCUUGGGCGACAUUUUCCCAUCAACAAUGAGUGUAUCCCUUUUUCCUGCAGCCUGAACGCUGAUAUCUUCACGCAAAAAAUUUCUUUCGCCAAUUUUAAUUUUGUCUCCAAUUCUAAGUCACUUUCAAAUAUACGAGUAUUUUUUUCUUUACAAUUUGUUGGAUCGAUAUACUUUUUAUGCAGUGCAGCAAUGACUUCCACUUUCUUUGCCAAAUCUCUUGGCAUUGCAUUUUCAGCUUUAUUUAGGGCUUUCCCUAAUGUUUGUUUGCAAGUAUAAGUAAUAUGUUCUUCUCCUUGUCUACUGUAAUUUUUUUUAGAAACAAAUCAAUACUUACGGUCGCGAACGUACGAAAUUUUGAAAAUCGAAAUAAAAAGUUUGAUGCACUGUUUACCUAAAGUAAUUUUGUUUUCUGAUAACGGAUGCUUAACUUGCUUUAGUCGUGUUUUUUUAGGCACUUAUUUGCACUCAAUGUGGAGUAAUAGCAAUAAAUGACGUUUUCGGUCGCGAACGUACGAUUUGAUCGUAGAUAAUAAGAAAAGUAAAAAUUUACCGUUAUUCGAUUUUUGUUUGGCCUCUUUGCAUUUUUCUCUUCUUAUUUGGUGUUAAUAAAGAGAUUUUGUGGAAAAGUAUAACCAUAACAUAAGUUAUUCAUAUAAAAUAACUCAAGAGAAAAAAUACCUCUAGAAUAGCUCAAAGUAAAAACAAAUAAGUUUUCAGGUUUCAGGUCAAAUUUUUCAUGAAAAUACCAAAGAGAGGUUAUGAAAACAUUAUAUUCAAAAAAUUUAAACAUCUUUGUAAAAUCUUAUUAAAAAAAAUUUUAUCUUUAUUAAUAUUUUAAUUUUUGGUCCUGGUUGACGAUUCUGUGGAAAUGCUCAUAUAGAAAAGUGUUCACAUAUUCAAUUUUAGCUUGAAAAAUCUUUAUAGUUUUUUAUAGUUAAUAAAGACAAAAGAAUCACUUGAAAGUACAAACAAAGAAAACGCUGUGAAACGCUAAAAACUUCUUCACUUUUGGUUUUUAAAGUGUGGCAACGCUGGUUUUCCUAGUAAAUAUAAACACUCUAAACUUUUCAGCCAUAAAUUUGAUAAGAGAUUUUAAAUUACUAAAUUUGGCUGAAAAAUUACAAAAUAAAAGUGAAAAGUGAACUUAUUUCAAUAUUAAGAGUGUAUAUUUAAAUAUAGUGAGUGAAAAACGUGAAAACAUUAUGUGUAACAUGGAGAAAUAACACAUGUUUUUAGGGCAAUUUUUGAAUUUUUAAACGUAAAUAUUUUUAAAAAUAUUAGCUAUUUUUACAUAAUUUUUGGAUAUUCCUCCUCUGGAGAAGCCCCCCUAUCCGUACAUACCCCAUUUAUACGGAAAUUCUGAUUUUUUUACCCCUCCGCCAAAGUAAUCGGAAUCGUGCCUCACUUUGGUUGUUCUUAUUAUUUCGAACACGUCUGUACAAAUUAUCAAUUUAAAAGUUGUAAAUUUUUUAACUUUAAGGGGCUAUACCAGUGUGACGCAUGAAAAUUUAGGCGAUUUUCGUGAAUUUUUUAAGAGAAAGUACGCGGGUGAAUAUUUCGAACUUCUUUGAACGUAAUAAGGUAUAUUUUCAGCUAUAUUUUAAGAUUUUUUUUUUACAAAAAUGUUGAAAAAUAACGGCGUUAUGGGCUGUCUUCCGAGGUGCCAAAAACAAAAAUACCCCAACUGCUGACAUGAUUCCGGCCGAAUGAGUAGCUGAAACAAAAAAAAUUGAAAAGUUUAUUAAACUUAAAGAUAUUUCCUAUACAUUGAAAAAUAUCAAAAAUUAACAAAAUGGCGUAAUUUUGAAAAAAAAAAUCGUUUUUUUUAGGAAAAAAUUGUCGUUUUUUUUAAUGCGAAAUUGACAAUUUUCAAUCAAUCAAAAAGAUCGUAGUCCAUUGUAUAGUAAAUGUAUUCAAAAAUACUCAGUUUUAAUUUGAAGUCGAUCGGUCAAUUUCUGGUUGAGUUAUGAUGCCAGCAAUUUUGAAAAAUGUUUAAAGUGUCACUUAUACAUACAUACAUAUGUAUACGUUUGCACCUCCGAGCGGUCGCUCUUUAGAACGCUGUCAUCCGAAAACUAUUCAAAAUACGACCUUCCCGAUUUCACAGGAUAUUUACGGAAAUAUAUUCUAUCGAAAAAGUAAAUAAAAAAUAAAAUUUUUUUGUUUGAAAGUUUCACACUGGUAUAGCCCCUUAAAUGCAAAUAUUUUAAAAACUAUAAGUCAGCGGCAACUAUGUAUAUAACGGGUGAUUUUUUUGAGGUUAGGAUUUUCAUGCAUUAGUAUUUGACAGAUCACGUGGGAUUUCAGACAUGGUGUCAAAGAGAAAGAUGCUCAGUAUGCUUUGACAUUUCAUCAUGAAUAGACUUACUAACGAGCAACGCUUGCAAAUCAUUGAAUUUUAUUACCAAAAUCAGUGUUCGGUUUUUUUUUUUUUUUCGGACAAAUUUUGUUCAGCGAUGAGGCUCAUUUCUGGUUGAAUGGCUACGUAAAUAAGCAAAAUUGCCGCAUUUGGGGUGAAGAGCAACCAGAAGCCGUUCAAGAACUGCCCAUGCAUCCCGAAAAAUGCACUGUUUGGUGUGGUUUGUACGCUGGUGGAAUCAUUGGACCGUAUUUUUUCAAAGAUGCUGUUGGACGCAACGUUACGGUGAAUGGCGAUCGCUAUCGUUCGAUGCUAACAAACUUUUUGUUGCCAAAAAUGGAAGAACUGAACUUGGUUGACAUGUGGUUUCAACAAGAUGGCGCUACAUACCACACAGCUCGCGAUUCUAUGGCCAUUUUGAGGGAAAACUUCGGACAACAAUUCAUCUCAAGAAAUGGACCCGUAAGUUGGCCACCAAGAUCAUGCGAUUUAACGCCUUUAGACUGUUUUUUGUGGGGCUACGUCAAGUCUAAAGUCUACAGAAAUAAGCCAGCAACUAUUCCAGCUUUGGAAGACAACAUUUCCGAAGAAAUUCGGGCUAUUCCGGCCGAAAUGCUCGAAAAAGUUGCCCAAAAUUGGACUUUCCGAAUGGACCACCUAAGACGCAGCCGCGGUCAACAUUUAAAUGAAAUUAUCUUCAAAAAGUAAAUGUCAUGAACCAAUCUAACGUUUCAAAUAAAGAACCGAUGAGAUUUUGCAAAUUUUAUGCGUUUCUUUUUAAAAAAAAGUUAUCAAGCUCUUAAAAAAUCACCCUAUAUAUGCAUUGAUAUGCAGCAUACAAACAUAUACAUAUGAGGCACGUAUGCAUUAAUAAGUGAUACGCAUGCACUCAAGAAAUACAUACUAAACAUAUUUACUUAGGUUUGGGCAAUUGAUUACAAAUGCACAUGUGCACUUGAAAACAACCCAAACCAAGCAAUUUAAAUUAUACUUGUAUGACAGCACACACAUACACACAUGUAUUGUAUUGUAUAGUUGAAAACAACCCCAUGGAGUGUGCUGUAAAUAUAUAUGUAUAUAUUUAAUUAGAUAAGUUAGACUUCUAAAAUAGUAUAUAAGGUUUACAAAUUUAAUAAUAAGAUUAGAAUGAAAUAUUCUCAGCUCGACUAAGGUCUUUAUUUUUCCCCCACCAGCGGUAAGAAUUUAAAGAUUCUUUGUUGAGUUUAAAAAGUUUGAUCUUACAAAUCAAACAGUUUGAAUAUAAUUUCAAAAAUUUGGUCCUUCGAGUCUAAAAAAAAGAGCUCAGCCAAGUUAAAAAAAGCCCUGCUAUUUAUAAAAAUACAGGCAAAAUAAAAACUAUAUAAAGCAUUGAAAAGAAAUUGUAAGACGGGUUCAUAUUCCCGCGUAUUUAUAUAAUCAUAUAAGCCGUUUUAGUACGAAACUAAACGCUGUGUUAAAAACUGUUAUUCAAAAAAAAAAUAUUCAGCGGCUGUGAAUCGAGGCACAGCAAGGUCAACCGGGCGACCAAAACAAUUACCUCCAACGAUUUUUUUUGAAGAAAAAGAACAGUUUAAUAAAUGAAAUAUUAAUUAAAAAUGUCAAACACUGCGGACAUGUUGAAACGCCAACAAGUGCUGCAAAGUGAAAUUUCAGCACGGUGCGAUCAAAAUGAAUUAGAAGAUAUUGAGGUACCGAAUUCCACAGCAACCAUGUAAACUUAGCAGGGAAAGUAGCACCGAAUCAUGAUUACUUUGCCAACAAUGCCGCACAUAAAAGAAAAAAAAAUGAUGAGCAGCUCAAAAUGGAACGCGCAACCCAAGAGAUGGAGAUAGGAGCAAGGGCAAUAAGCCCAACAGAUAAAAUGGUAGAUUGUAUAGAGCAGGCAAUUGAAAGAAGAUCGGAAAGAAUUCGAUCUACAAUUGCAGAUGCAAAGUUAAAUCUAAAUUCUAGAGACGAAACUGACAUCGAAUUUUUCGAAAACCGUCUCAAGAAUUUAUGGAGCUGCAUGGAGAAAGAUAUCGACGAAAUGUCAAUAAAGUACAACAAGCCAUCUCAUAUUUACGAAUUUGAAGAUCUUUCCUAUGAAGUCAGCGAUAUUAAAAAAACAAAAGCAAAUCGACUUAAAAAAAAUGGAAAAGACGGAAAAAUUGGAAUUACCAAAAAUAGAAUUGCCAAAAUUCUCAGGCGAAUUCCGAGAAUGGCAACCAUUUAAGGAGCUCUUCGAGGAGUAUGUCCAUAAUAAUAAGGACAUUAGUGACUCCAAAAAGAUGAGCUAUUUGAAAUCUUGUCUUCAAGGAGAUGCUAGAUUAAUGGUUAGUCACCUGAUAACGGGAUCAGGUGCAAAUUACAACACUGCUUGGGAAUUACUGACACGUAGAUAUGAUAACACACGCAAACAAUUUAACGACAAUGUCGAGAGGCUGGUAGAAAUACCACAACUGACGGAUGAGUCAGCAUAUAAAAUGAAAAAAUUUUUAGAUGUAACAAAUGAAUGCAUCAGUAUAAUAAGGAAUAAAGGAUCAUUAGAGGAUUUUUUGCACAGCUAGUGUUAAGAAAGUUUUCGAAACAAAUACUUCGAGAAUAUGAAAAUACCGUUCGUAAACCGAAUGAUAUACAAAAUUUGUCGGAAGUAAUUUCAUUUUUGGAGCAUCAGUAUAGUACUCAGAAUUCUAUGCAAGAGUCACAAAGAUAUUUAUCUCGAGGAGUAAACUCACAACAACAAAACAAAUUUUACAAUUCCGCAACCGAAACAAAUAAAUCAUUAGGAAAGACAAGUUUUCGUCAAAGUUGUAAAAGUUGCCAAAUGCAAGGCCAUGACAUACUUCGAUGCGAUAAAUUCCAAAAAUUAAAUGUCGAACGGCGAUUAGAAGUAGUGCGCAAAAAUCAAUUAUGCUUUAGAUGCUUAGGACAACACACAACGAAAAGUUGUUUCAGGACUUGGAAAUGUAUGGUAUGCGACAAAUCACACAAUACCUUACUACAUGAAGACAAACCAAGUCAAAAAAUAUCAUCAAAUAUGGCUAAACAGAAAGGAGAAGACACAUUUUUAGCAACAGCAAUAAUAAAAGUGAUAACGCCAAAAGGAGAGUUGAAAUUAAGAGCUUUAAUUGAUAGUGGUUCUUAGAAAACUCUAAUUUCUGAGGAAGGAGUUCAGAUGUUUGGGUUACCGAAAAUAAAGGUAACCACCGAAAUAACCGGCGUCUCAGCAGAAUGCGUGGAAGUUUCACGGCAUAAAGUACGACUCGAAAUAAAACCCAGAUUUAAUAGCAAGUUUCUAGCAGAAACCGAAGCUCUGGUGUUGUCUAAACUACAUAAAGCACUUCCAUUAAAAAAAUUUGAAAAGAAGGCAUAUAUAUGGAAGAAUAAACUACUAGCGGAUCCAAAUUUCAACAAACCAAGCCGCAUUGAUAUAGUAAUUGGAGCUGAUUUGUACCCAAAAAUAAUGAAAAAAGGUAAUAAUUAAAGCUGAUGGAUUACUAGGACAAGCCACAAUGUUGGGUUGGAUUGUGUCUGGUAAUAUUGAAAGAUCCAGAAGCAAUAAAAUAGUAGCAGCCAUGACAACCUUUAAACUGGAUGAUUUAGAAAGAUUCUGGGAAAUAGAAAAGGAUGAAGAGGAGCCUACUCCAGAAGAUACCAUAUGUGAACAAAAUUACAUUCAAACGACAACACGUGAAUCAACAGAUGGCAGAUUUAUAGUAGCCAUUCCUUUUAAAAAGGAGAAAGAGCUUGGAGAAUCUAGGAAGACAGCAGUCGCACGGUUGAUGAGUAUGGAAAGGAAAUUUGAAGCAAGAAAAGAUCUAAAAGACGACUACACAAAGUUCAUGCGGGAAUAUCAAAAGAUGGGACAUAUGAAGGAAGUUGAAAAGAUGGGUCAAGGUAAAUAUUACUUUCCCCAUCAAGCUGUAAUUAAAAUAAUUAUUCUACGCUAGAUCGGUACAAAUAAUAGCACUAUAUUGGAAUUGCAUGCGUUUGGAGACGCAUCUGACAAAGCAUAUGCAGCAGUAAUUUAACAAGUAACACUGUUACUUGCCAAAAGCAAGGUAAACCCUAUUAAAAAUAGGAAAACAAUACCCAAAUUGGAACUUUGCGGUGCACAUCUAUUGGCUAAUAUAUUAAAAAGAGUCAAGAAUAUAUUGAAUUUACAGUGCAAAAUUUAUGCUUGGAGUGAUUCGAUGGUUACAUUGGCAUGGAUUCAAAACAAAAACAACAAAGAGAAGUUUGUACGCACCAGAGUAAACCAUAUCAAUGAGAUGAUUCCGGAAGCUGAAUGGAGGUACGUGAAAUCAAGUGAAAAUCCAGCAGAUAUUGCAUCAAGAGGGACAUCACCUAAAAAAUUACUACAACACAGUUUAUGGUGGCAAGGACCAUCAUGGCUUCAAUUAAAUACAGAUCAUUGGCCGAAAAGAGUAGAAGAAAAAAUAGUUACUACAACCACAAUAACGGAAGAGAAAGGCUUUUUCUCAAUACUACAAAAAUUUUCAGACCUUGGAAAACUAAUUAGAGUGAUGGCAUACGAGAUGCGAUUCACAAAUAAACUUCGAAGAAGAACGAUAACAACAGAUUAUUUAACAGUAGACGAGCUGCAAUUGGCAAAGAAGAAAGUAAUUAAAAUACAAAAAAAUUUUGAUUUUUAUGAUGAAAUACGACAAUUAAGAAACGGCAAGGUGUUGGAUAGAAAAAACAAAUUAUCAACAUUAUAUCCUUUCGUUGAUGAAGAUGGCAUUUUAAGAGUAGGAGGAAGACUGCAAAAUUCUGAAAUCGCUUAUAACACUAAACAUCCAAUCAUACUGACAAAUUGUGAUUUAUCAAAGUUAAUCAUCCAGGAAGCACACAAAACAACAUUACAUGGUGGCAUUGAAUUAAUGAGAACACACAUCAGAAAUGAAUACUGGAUCAUUCGUAUAAGGAGUCAACUAAAACAGUAUGUGAGGAAGUGUGUACGUUGUGCUCGAUAUAACCAAGAAGUGAUGACACAACUAAUGGGAAAUUUACCACCAUAUCGAGUUAUACCCAACCAUCCAUUUAAUAAUGUCGGAGUGGAUUAUGCAGGACCGCUUCAAAUACCCUGCUCAAAAGGUAGAGGCCAAAAAUCAUAUAAAGGAUAUAUUGCUGUCUUUGUAUGCAUGACGACAAAAGCAAUUCAUCUUGAAGCCGUAAGCGAUUUAUCCACGGAAGUUUUUUUAGCUGCGUUGCGGCGUUUCUUUGCAAGAAGAGGAAAAAGUACCGAUAUAUAUUCAGAUAAUGGUACAAACUUUGUUGUAGCAGCAAAAUCUUUGGACAAAGAUUUAAAACUAGCUGUUACCAAUAACAGAGUUAUUGCACCAAUAAUGGAAAAAGAAGGCAUUAAGUGGCAUUUUAUUCCGCCAGCAAGUCCUCAUUUCGGAGGAAUCUGGGAAGCAGGUGUUAAAUCUAUGAAACAUCAUCUUAAGCGUAUCAUAGGAGAUAACACUCUCACAUAUGAAGAAUUAACUACACUGUUAACACAAAUUGAAGCCGUUUUAAAUUCACGCCCACUUUAUACAACUGGAGAAGAUUAUGAAAUCGACGGUAUACUUACUCCAGGGCAUUUGUUAAUUGGAAGUCCUUUAUUGAGUGCGCCAGAACCAUCUCAAGAAAGAAAUCUUUCGACAUUAGAUAGAUGGAGUCUUCUUCAAAAAAUGAAAUGCCAAUUUUGGAAGAUCUGGAAAAAGGAAUAUCUACAUACAUUACAACAAAGGUAUAAAUGGAAGCAACCGAUGAACAACAUCAAAGAAGGACAAAUUGUAUUGAUAAGAAACGAGACUUCUCAUCCAGCUAAAUGGCCGAUGGGAAAAAUUACUGGAAGGCAUAAAGGAUCUGAUGGAAUGGUGAGAGUUGUAACCAUUAAGACGCAAGAUAGCACAGUGAAAAGGCCUAUCAAUAAAAUAUGUCCACUUUACUCUGAAGAAGAAGAGAAAAGUGUCGAACGAGAAAAGAGAAAAAAAUAUCUCGAAAAAAUUGGUAUAAUCGAUAUAGAGAUGUCUACGUGGAAUUUGGUGGUGUAUUACAACAUGGAACCUUAUUUUAACCAAAUAAAAGGAAUUGCUGAUUACAUCGGGAGAUUGAAAAAACAGUGUCAUCUCCUCACCAACUUCGAAUCAAGCUGUGAAAUAAUGAAUUCAGCACUAGAAAAACGGUUCAAGGCGUUAGAGAUGAAUAAUGACCUCUUACUAAAGGGUGAUUUUUUAAGAGCUUGAUAACUUUUUUAAAAAAAAAAACGCAUAAAAUUUGCAAAAUCUCAUCGGUUCUUUAUUUGAAACGUUAGAUUGGUUCAUGACAUUUACUUUUUGAAGAUAAUUUCAUUUAAAUGUUGACCGCGGCUGCGUCUUAGGUGGUCCAUUCGGAAAGUCCAAUUUUGGGCAACUUUUUCGAGCAUUUCGGCCGGAAUAGUUGCUGGCUUAUUUCUGUAGACUUUAGACUUGACGUAGCCCCACAAAAAAUAGUCUAAAGGCGUUAAAUCGCAUGAUCUUGGUGGCCAACUUACGGGUCCAUUUCUUGAGAUGAAUUGUUGUCCGAAGUUUUCCCUCAAAAUGGCCAUAGAAUCGCGAGCUGUGUGGCAUGUAGCGCCAUCUUGUUGAAACCACAUGUCAACCAAGUUCAGUUCUUCCAUUUUUGGCAACAAAAAGUUUGUUAGCAUCGAACGAUAGCGAUCGCCAUUCACCGUAACGUUGCGUCCAACAGCAUCUUUGAAAAAAUACGGUCCAAUGAUUCCACCAGCGUACAAACCACACCAAACAGUGCAUUUUUCGGGAUGCAUGGGCAGUUCUUGAACGGCUUCUGGUUGCUCUUCACCCCAAAUGCGGCAAUUUUGCUUAUUUACGUAGCCAUUCAACCAGAAAUGAGCCUCAUCGCUGAACAAAACACGCGCGCGAAACACAUUUCGAACCGAACACUGAUUUUGGUAAUAAAAUUCAAUGAUUUGCAAGCGUUGCUCGUUAGUAAGUCUAUUCAUGAUGAAAUGUCAAAGCAUACUGAGCAUCUUUCUCUUUGACACCAUGUCUGAAAUCCCACGUGAUCUGUCAAAUACUAAUGCAUGAAAAUCCUAACCUCAAAAAAAUCACCCGUUACAACCAAAAAGGACACGUCGAGCACCUUUUGAAUUUGUAGGAACUAUUCAUCACAUUCUCUUUGGAACGAUGGAUGCAGAUGAUCGAAAGGAGUUAGAGAAAGACCUAACUAAUUUAUUAGACAACGAGAAGAAUUUAAAACAAUUGAUUCAGAAGCAAACGUCUGUCAUUGAUUCAUCGUUGAACAUUAUGAAAAAAUCGCAAGAAGAAGUGCGAGAAACUUUCGUAAAGAUGAAUGGACAAUUGAAUUUAUUCUACUCAGAAUUAAUAAAAAAUCUCAACGCCGAAAGGAUGGCAUUAAUUUAUCAAAUGAUGGUAACACAACUCAGUAUGACGUUGACAGAAUGUGAAAAUAUACAAUUGUCAAUCAUCAAGCUAUUAAUUGACAUUAACCAUGGACAUCUAAAUCCACAACUUUUACGACCAUCUCAAAUGCGCGAAGAAAUAUACAAAAUUAAAAAUGAGCUAUCACCAAAGUUGACACUUUUAGGAGCCCAAACAAGUGAAAUACUAAAAAAUGUUUAUAAUCUUAUGAGAGGAAAAGGAACCAUAAUGAAUAAUAAGGUAGUGAUCAAAACAACCAUUCCAUUAUUCGCACGUGAGACGUCAACAUUAUAUAGAGUAAUUCCAAUUCCGUUUCAACAUAAUGAAGAAAUGAUGAUACCAAUUAUUAGAGGAAGCUAUCUAAUUUACAAUUUCGGUUUAGAUGCAUACAAUAUAAUGCAACAAACAGAAUUGGAUAAAUGUGAUACGAGUCUGGAGAAACAUUACACAUGUAAAGGAAGCUGGCCAUGGAAACCAUCCUCAGACCAGUCAUGCGAAAUCUCGGUAUUACGUGGCAUGCCAACAAAGAACUGUCUUUUCAAAAAGGGUAAUUGGACUAGCUAUUGGAUAAAGCUUCAAAGUGGUAAUAGUUGGCUUUAUAACAUAUUUUCAAAUGGAACUAUAGAUGUAGAAUGCAACAAAUCCAAGGAAUUUUUCAACAUACCAUCGAAAGGAAUAAUGGAAUUAGGGGAAGGAUGUACUGGACGUUACAAAGGAGUUAUUCUAGCGGCUCCACAACAAUAUCACACGCAAAAGUUAAUUGAGGCACAUAUGAAUCAACCAAUAAUGGAAAUAAAUGAAGUACCUAUGCCUCAAGUAAUUGCUCAACCACAAACUUUAACUACAAGUUUAAAAGAUAUCAAAGAAUUGCAAGACAUAGUGAAGCAACUCAAGAAAGAAAACAUAAAAUUAAAAGAAAUAAAAAUACAUCAUGUUACCGGACACAUAUAAUUGCUAUUCUUUAUAGUCGGCGUGCUAGUGGCAAUCUUCAUUUACUAUCGAUUGAAAACCAGGCGACGACUACAAGCUGCAAUCACUUUCCCAGCAGUCACUUUUGCCGCCCGGGAGACUGUUCAAAAUUGAACAUGUUCGUUGCUGCCAAAGCACGGACAACAAUAUUAUAUUUAAAUCUUUUAUAUAUUUCAAUGUUAAAUAAGAUAAGUAAUAAUCUAGCUAUUGUAAUCAUACAGUCCACUACUAAUAGAUAUCUAUGUUCAAAUAUAUUGAACAUAUGUACGUAAAUAAACACAUAAAAUAUAUGCAUUGAUAUGCAGCAUACAAACAUAUACAUAUGAGGCACGUAUGCAUUAAUAAGUGAUACGCAUGCACUCAAGAAAUACAUACUAAACAUAUUUACUUAGGUUUGGGCAAUUGAUUACAAAUGCACAUGUGCACUUGAAAACAACCCAAACCAAGCAAUUUAAAUUAUACUUGUAUGACAGCACACACAUACACACAUGUAUUGUAUUGUAUAGUUGAAAACAACCCCAUGGAGUGUGCUGUAAAUAUAUAUGUAUAUAUUUAAUUAGAUAAGUUAGACUUCUAAAAUAGUAUAUAAGGUUUACAAAUUUAAUAAUAAAAUUAGAAUGAAAUAUU